This is a messenger RNA of Tauraco erythrolophus (red-crested turaco), 1808 nucleotides long. Lineage: Eukaryota; Metazoa; Chordata; Aves; Musophagiformes; Musophagidae. The record is from RefSeq and is a predicted model, not a curated record.
AUGCGUGGUGACCGCGCCGUCAUGUUGGUGAUUGGUGAUAGCGCUUUAAGCCAAAAAAUCAGUGACAGUGUCAGAGUAAACUUAAAAUUUCUUGAAGUAAUCAAGCCCUUCUGUGUUAUCUUGCCUGAAAUCCAAAAGCCAGAACGGAAGAUUCAGUUUAAGGAAAAGGUACUAUGGACAGCUAUCACUCUCUUCAUCUUUUUAGUAUGCUGCCAGAUUCCCUUGUUUGGUAUCAUGUCCUCAGACUCAGCAGAUCCUUUCUACUGGAUGAGAGUGAUUUUGGCAUCAAAUAGAGGUACGUUGAUGGAGCUGGGCAUUUCACCUAUUGUCACUUCUGGGCUCAUUAUGCAGCUCUUGGCAGGUGCCAAGAUAAUCGAAGUUGGUGACACCCCAAAGGACAGAGCUCUCUUCAAUGGAGCACAGAAACUGUUUGGAAUGAUCAUUACCAUCGGGCAGUCUAUUGUCUAUGUAAUGACGGGAAUGUAUGGAGACCCAUCUGAGAUGGGUGCUGGUAUCUGCUUGCUUAUCACAAUUCAGCUUUUUGUUGCUGGAUUGAUAGUUCUGCUCUUGGAUGAGCUGCUACAGAAGGGAUAUGGUCUCGGCUCUGGCAUCUCUCUCUUCAUUGCCACCAAUAUCUGUGAGACUAUUGUGUGGAAAGCAUUCAGCCCCACUACGGUGAACACAGGGCGAGGCAUGGAGUUUGAGGGAGCCAUCAUUGCUCUGUUCCAUCUUCUGGCUACUCGUACAGACAAAGUCAGAGCUCUUCGUGAGGCCUUUUACCGUCAGAAUCUCCCCAACCUUAUGAAUCUGAUUGCCACCAUUUUUGUCUUUGCUAUCGUAAUUUAUUUCCAGGGCUUCAGAGUGGAUCUUCCUAUCAAAUCUGCUCGCUACCGCGGCCAAUACAACACCUACCCCAUCAAGCUGUUCUAUACUUCCAACAUUCCCAUUAUUCUCCAGUCUGCCCUGGUGUCAAACUUGUACGUCAUCUCCCAGAUGCUUUCUGCUCGCUUCAGUGGCAACUUACUGGUUAGCCUGCUGGGCACUUGGUCUGACACAUCAUCUGGAGGCCCUGCUCGUGCUUAUCCAGUUGGUGGACUUUGUUAUUAUCUGUCACCUCCAGAGUCCUUUUCUUCCGUGUUAGAAGACCCCGUCCAUGCAGUUGUUUAUAUUGUAUUUAUGUUGGGCUCCUGUGCAUUUUUCUCCAAGACAUGGAUUGAAGUCUCUGGCUCGUCUGCCAAAGAUGUUGCCAAACAAUUGAAAGAACAACAAAUGGUAAUGCGAGGCCACAGAGAAACUUCGAUGGUACAUGAACUAAACAGGUACAUCCCUACAGCUGCUGCAUUUGGUGGUCUCUGUAUUGGUGCCCUCUCUGUGCUGGCAGACUUCCUUGGGGCAAUUGGGUCUGGAACUGGAAUUUUGCUCGCUGUCACUAUCAUUUAUCAGUACUUCGAAAUUUUUGUAAAGGAACAGAGUGAAGUUGGCAGUAUGGGAGCUCUUCUUUUCUAAGCGUAGCUUCUCAUGGACCUAGGAAAGAGGGGAGAAUCAUUCUCAAGAUAUAGCCAGUCAGGUGAAAAGAAGUAAUGUAAACUUGAUAGUGUCAUUCUACAGGAACACAUAUUCUAAUAAUGUUUCCAAAGUGCAUUCCCUUAUGUUCAAACUUUUCUAGCAUACUGUUUGCAUUUUAUAAAUUGAUGAGAAAAAGUGAAAAAUAAUUUUUUUAAAUAAUAUUGGUUUUUAAUUAUGUGUUAGGAGAAUCAGCUUUCUGAAUUGGAUUUAGUUCAAUGACUCUGAAAUUUUUUUGAGCCCCU